Molecule: messenger RNA, 2496 nt
Organism: Dictyostelium purpureum
Lineage: Eukaryota; Evosea; Eumycetozoa; Dictyosteliales; Dictyosteliaceae
Exons: 1
Coding region: 1-2496 (831 amino acids)
Biological process (GO): protein transport
Cellular component (GO): cytoplasm
Source: RefSeq, a predicted model, not a curated record
AUGAUUAUAAAUAAACAUUAUCAAAAUAAUGGUUUAAAAAAUAAUAAUAAUAGAAACAAUAUUAAUAAUAUUCAAGUUAAAAAUAACAAUAUGUCUCUGAAAAUUUAUAGUGAUACAUGUAGCGAUAAUUAUAAUGCACAAUAUAAUAAUCACAAUCAUAUUAAUAAUAAUUUUUCAAAUAAAAUUCAAUCACUCACAAUUCAAGAAUAUGAUCACAAUAAUGAUAAUAAUAAAUAUAAUAACAGUAAUGAUAAAAUAAAUUAUAAUAAUAAAAAUAUUGAAACUAAUAUUAAUUCCCUACCAUCACCCCCUCAACACACAAAACAACCACAUAACCACUUAUCACAAUCACACACAAACACACAACCACCAACACACACAGAAAAUAAUGAAAACAAAUUUGGGGCUUCUAUUUUUAAAUCUAUUAACGAAAAUUAUAAUAAUAUAAAUAAUAAUAAUAAUAACAUUAAAAACUUCAAUUUUAAUGAUAACAUAAAUAAAAAUUUUUUUGAAAAUAAUAUUAAUUGUAAAAAUAAUAAUUGUAAUAAUAAUAAUAAUAAUAGUAGUAAUAUAGCUGAUAUAAAUAAAAAUAAUUUAAAUAAUAAAAAAAGUAUAAUAAUAGGAAGUAGUUAUAAUUUAAAAGUUAAUAAUUAUUUAAAUACAAAAACAGAUACAAAUACAAAUACAAAUACAAAUACAGAUACAGAUACAGAUACAAAUAAUAAUAAUAAUAAUAAUAAUAAUAAUAAUAAUAAUAAUAAUAAUAAUAAUAAUAAUAAUAAUAAUAAUAAUAUUAUAGAUUGUGAUAAUAGUGAUAGUAGUAGUGAAAGUAGUAGUGACAGUUUUACAAGUAAUAGUGAUAAUUAUUUAUCAUAUGAUUGUUAUAGUGACUCAAGUAGUAGUUUAAAUAGUAAUAAUUAUCCAGCAAAUAGUAGUAGUAAUAGAAAUACACAAAUAUUUACAAAUAUUAAUUUUAAUAAAAAUAAAAAUCAAAUGAAUGAAACAUUAAAUAUUGAAUCAUUAAAUAAUUAUUUUGUAAAUUAUUUUCAGGAUUCAUUAGAUAUAGAACUUGUUAAAAUUCAUUUAAAUAGUGGUUAUUUUAUUGCUGGUUCAAAUUGUAGUGGUAGUUUAGAAAUCAUACUUAAUAAUGAUAUAAAGACAGCUGGUAUCAAUUUAAAGUGGAAAGCAUUCGAGCAUGUUAUAGUCUGUCAAUCCAAUACAAAAUCAUCAAAUAGUAUAUCAAAAGAUCCAUCCUUUGAAAUUAUUGAUGCCUCAUCUAUGGUCUCUGCAUAUAGUUUAAAAGAAAGUAGUAGUUCAAUUACAAGUGGAAAGGGAUCAACUAUCUCAAAAUCAAGUACAAUUGCAAAGAAUUUAAAGGUUUUAAAAUCCUUAAAGAGUGGUGUAAACACAAUUAAAAAUAGUGGUAGUAUCAAUAGCUUUUUAAAGAUCUCUUCCUCCUCAUCCUCAUUCAACCUACAAAACCACUAUGGCAUUCAAAAUAAUGAAAAAUGUCAACAAAAGAAAAUCAUUUAUAAAACUACAGAAAAUAUUUUCAAUACUGAUGACACUGAUGGUAUUAUGGGUGCCGGCACUCAUAUCAUCCCAUUCAGCUUCCCCAUCCCAUCCCAUUUACCAAGUUCUUUUUGUGACUAUAGCUUUGAUAAAGAAACAGGUGAAAAAAUCAUUUCUGCAGUCCUCUACCGUUUAUCUGUAUCAUUUGUAGAAUCAGUUCAACAGUUUAAAUUAAAGAAAUCAUUUUCAGUUUGCGAGCCAUCUAUCGUAUCAGCAAGUGUAAAUGAAAUACCAUUAAAGAGUGAAAAAAGAAAAUCAUUCAUUGGCACCUCUGGUUUUGUGCAUCUUAAAGUUUUCCUAAAGAGAAAUGUCUUUUUCCCAGGAGAAAAGAUACCCAUUCAAAUUAAAAUUGAAAAUUCAACUUCAAAAAGUGUCGAAUAUGUUCAAGUUUCAAUAAAGAAGAUUCAAACUCUUUUAUUAAACAAAAGUGAUUUCUUGAACAGCGCUUUAAAUCACAGUGGUAGUAUUGACAAGGAUUCAUUAUUAACAAUAAUAGACGACAAGGACGUAAAUGAUUUGGAUUCAGUAGAUGAAAAUGAAUCUACCAUAUCAGAUUUCAACAAUAAAAACCAUGGCCAUCACAAUGCAAAUGGAAAUGUAACAGUAGUUAGCGAUGGUAAAGAUGGUAAAAAAAUAUGUAAAAAAACUUCAAUCAAAACUCUUCAAAAAUAUGGUGGAUGUUCAUCUCAUUCCAAUUAUAACGAAGUAAUAUCAUUUAACACUGACGAAAUUAAAUCAUGUAAUCAAACUACAAAUGGUUCUUUGAUCAAUUGCAAAUACGAAUUAAUUAUUCAAUGUGUUAUAAAAAGAACAUUGCAUUCAGUAAGAACUAAAGUACCAAUAUUAUUUGGUAAUUUACCUUCAAAUGAUGCAUCAACUUCAAUUUUUGAAGAUGAAUAUAAAUUAUAUUUAUUAAAUAUUUAA